AUGGUUGCGCUUUGCUCUGCUGUGCUGUGCUGUGCUGUGCUUCGAUGUGCUGUGCGUGGCUGUGUUGUGCUGUGCUAUGCUGUGCUGUGCGGUGCUGUGUGGUGCUGUGCUGUGAUGUGUGGUGCUGUGCUGUGCAGGGCUGCGCUUUGCUCUGCUGUUCUAUGCUGUGCUGUACUGAGCUGCGCUGUGCUAUGCUGUGCUAUGCUGUGCUGUGCUGUGCUGACUGGCCUGUGCUGUGCUGUGCUUUGCUGCGCUGUGUUGCGCUGUUAUGUGCUGUGCUGUUCUGUGCUUCGCUGUGCUGUGCUGCGCUGUGUUGUGCUGUGCUGUGCUGUGCGGUGCUAUGCUGUGCUAUGCUAUACUGAGCUGUGCUGUGCUUCGAUGUGCUGUGUGGUGCUGUGCGGUGCUGUGCUGUUCUGUGCUGUGCUGUGCUGUGCUGUACUGGCCUGUGCCGGGCUGUGCUGGCCUGUGCUGUGCUGUGCUGCGCUGUGCUGUGCUGUGCGGUGUAAUGCUGUGCUAUGCUGUACUGAGCUGUGCUGUGCUUCGAUUUGCUGUGUGUUGCUGUGCAGUGCUGUGCUGUUCUGUGCUGUGCUGUGCUGUACUGGCCUGUGCCAGGCUGUGCUGGCCUGUGCUCUGCUGUACUGUGCUUUAAUGGACUGUGCUGGGCUGUGCUAUGAUGUGCUGAGCUGUGCUGUGCUUUAA
Messenger RNA from Pararge aegeria (speckled wood butterfly), 699 nucleotides. Its product is annotated as keratin-associated protein 9-1-like. NCBI's taxonomy places the organism in Eukaryota, Metazoa, Arthropoda, Insecta, Lepidoptera, Nymphalidae. The record is from RefSeq and is a predicted model, not a curated record. Bases 1 to 699 code for a protein of 232 amino acids. The transcript has a single exon.